Messenger RNA from Rosa rugosa (rugosa rose), 2063 nucleotides. Its product is annotated as probable WRKY transcription factor 72. The coding region runs from base 329 to 1801 and encodes 490 amino acids. Gene Ontology annotation, molecular function: DNA-binding transcription factor activity; sequence-specific DNA binding. The record is from RefSeq and is a predicted model, not a curated record. Gene Ontology annotation, biological process: regulation of DNA-templated transcription. The transcript is spliced from 4 exons. NCBI's taxonomy places the organism in Eukaryota, Viridiplantae, Streptophyta, Magnoliopsida, Rosales, Rosaceae.
AUUUAUUAGUCUUAGCUAAUCUGGAAGAAUAGGUAUUAAAAAAAAAGACUGGCUUGCUGCAGAGAGUUGACAUUUUUUCUGUGCCUGCGUAAUGAGCGAUCAGAUGAUUACCGGGUUCGUCGACUUCGAUAAUUUAUACUAAAAAUCUGAAAUUAAUGGGUAGUUAACCCCAGGUCUCAUCUCUAGCUCCUAUAUAGAUAUUUAUAUUCAAGUUGUUUGGUUGUGAGCGAGAAUAAAUUGUGUUAGAGAAAAAGUACAAAUCUGCUGGCUGCUGGCUGCUGUCUGCUGGCUGCUGUAUAUAUAAAGCAAGAGAGCUACAUCAUCGAGAAUGCCAAACUCUAAUUCAACUGCAGCAGCUGAAGAAACGAAGGUUGAAGCCUUUGGCUGCCAAGAAGGGCACAGUGAGGAGGACAAUUAUGAACUUGUUAAUGCCAAAGCCGAAAUGAAUGAGGUCAGAGAAGAAAAUGCGAGACUGAAAAAGACGUUAGAGCAUAUGAUGAAGGAUUACCAGUCUCUACAGUUGCGCUUUUUCGACAUCCUCAAACAAGAGUCUCAUUCCAAGAAGGCUACAAUGAGUGCCAGCACUUCUCAUAUCGAAAUCGAAGAAGCUCAUGAUCAGCUCUUGUCUCUUUGCCUUGGAAGAAGUCCAAGAGACCCUAAAAAUAUUAGUGAUGAGAGCAGACUUGUACAAGUUGAUCAUCACCAAGACUUGAAGGCCAACCUUACUCUUGAAUUAGGCUCUAAAUUGCAGUUGCCGACCGAGCUUGUAUUGAGCGGUCCAAUUCCCGAGAAUAGUUCCGAAGAGCCUAAGGAAGCAGAAGCGUCCCCAUCAAGUACUAAAACACCAAAGACAAUAAGAAACGAAGAUGAUGAAGCUUCGCAGCAGGCCAAUGCUGCAAAAAGAGCUAGGGUUUCCGUGAGAGCUCGAUGUGAUACCCCCACGAUGAAUGAUGGAUGCCAAUGGAGAAAAUAUGGACAGAAGAUUGCGAAAGGAAAUCCAUGCCCCCGAGCAUACUAUCGAUGCACGGUUGCACCAGCAUGCCCUGUUAGAAAGCAGGUGCAAAGAUGUGUUGAUGACAUGUCUAUCUUGAUCACCACCUACGAAGGAACCCACAACCAUCCACUUCCAAUGACAGCCACUUCCAUGGCUUCCACCACCUCUGCCGCGGCUUCCAUGUUAUUGUCCGGCUCUUCGACAUCUCAGCUUCCAGGUCUUGGUUCCAGUUUUGGUCUCUUUGAUAAUUCCAGACAACAACAGCUCUACUUGCCUAAAUUUUCCUCAUCUCCUUUGCUACCCACAGUUACUCUAGACCUCACAUCUUCUCCAUCCCCUUCCUCAACCCAAUACUGCACAUUUCGUCCUAGUGUUAGCUUUUGUUCCUCAGAAUCCAACAUCAAUUUACCAACCAGUUGGGGCAAUGGGUACCCUAAAUUCGGAACACCGUUUGACAGAAAGAACCAAGAGUGUUUCCAACCCAAUCACCAAGCCUCUUCUCAGGUGUCCUUAACAGAGACAUUGACCAAGGCAAUCACAUCAGACCCAAAUUUCAAGUCGGUAAUUGCUGUAGCGCUUUCAUCUAUGGUUGGAGGUGGUGCUGCAAGUUAUGGAAGCCAAGGAAUAGGGGAAAGAUUAGGGCAACACUUGACACAGAAUGCGAAAGGCCGCGCAUCAAGCAUUUUCAACAGUUUGUCAUCUUCCGAUUCUCAGAAGGGAAACUUGACGCUUCUCCAGCCUCCACUGCUACUUCCCGAGUCCAAGAGCACUUCGUCUUCCCCUGCCAUCAGGGAUAAAAGUCUCUAAAUUAUGUGAUCGGAAACUGAAUUUCCUAUAGUUAUAGUUGGACAAUCUCAGAUGUUAUUUUGUCAGACCAUCAAUAUGGACAAUCAACCGUGUAAAAUGUUACUCAAAUGUGUGGUCUAGAUCAAUAAUCUGACAAUAUCACAUGUUGGAUAUGUCAAUUACCAGUAGUUACUGUAAUCAAGAGAUGUAGGCGUUUAUUCACAGGCUCACCCUGUUCUGAAACUAUGAUUGUCAAUUAAUAAAAUUGCAGCACAUUACCAAC